AUGGCGCACCUCGGAUCUGAUGACGGCUCUGUUGGUAGUUCUGAACGGACCGUUUCCGAGGCCGCGCUUGUUGCACCGCUGCAGUCGGGGGUGUCUUUCUCUUCGGCGCAUCACUUCGUAUCCAUCAAGUUGACAUCCCGCAAUUUUUUGUUUUGGCGUACUCAGCUUCUUCCGUUCUUGGAUGGCCAAGGGUUGUUGGGUUUUGUCGAUGGUACUUCGGUAUGUCCGCCGAUCAUCGCGCUUGCCGUGCCGCCUGCCGAGGGAGCUGUUCCUGCCGUGCCUUCGUCGGCUUCGUCUUCCGCUGCUCGGAGUGCAUGGCUCCGUCAAGAUAAGGCCGUGCUCUCCUUAUUAAUCUCAUCCUUGUCCGACGAGAUGAUGCACCUCGCAAUCGGUAAGUCCACUUCUCGGCAUUUGUGGUUGGCAAUCGAACAGGUUCUUGGUUCGACUACACGGGCUCGUGCCCUCCGGUUGGUGGGCGAGUUGCAAGGAUUACGGCAGGGGGAUGCUUCGAUCCCGGACUAUCUUGGCCGUGCGCAGGUGCUUAUCGAGGAUUUAGCGCUUGCCAGCCGUCCGGUGACGCUAGAGGAUCAGAAUAUGUAUAUAUUCCGAGGCUUGCGGUCCGAAUAUCGUCCUUUGGUGGUGUCGCUCACAAGGGGUGCUCCGGUGUCUCUGUCCGAGCUAUCCGAUUUUCUUGUUUCGCAGGCUUUUAUAUGUGCCGAUGAUGCUAGUGAUGUUGCUGCUGCUCCGGUCGCCAUGGCGGCUCAGCGAGGUGGAGGCCGUUCGGGCGGGCAGCAGCGUGGAGGCGGCAACCGCGGCCGUGGUCGCAGCAAAGGGCGUGGCCGUGGUCGUGGCGGUGCCGGGGCUGUCCAGUGCCAGAUCUGCUCCGGCGAGGGCCAUUCGGCCGCUUCGUGCUUUCGCCGGUACGAUGGAGCUCCGGGGCCGAGAGCGCAUGUUGCGUAUCCUGUGGAUGAUGCGGCUUCGGUUAGCACUCAGCAAUGGUUUCCCGACACUGGUGCGUCGAACCAUGCCACCCCAGAUCCGUCUUUGAUGUCCUCGACGCUCACUUAUAACGGUCCGGAUCAUCUUCGUGUUGGUGACGAUAAGUGUUUACCUAUUGUUGGUACUGGUUCGUCUUCGGUAGCCUCUUCUAAAACACUGUUUCGGUUGUCUGAUGUUCUUUUUGUUCCUGGGCUUUCUGCGUGUUUAUUAUCUGUGCAACGGUUUGCCCGUGAUAAUAAUGUAUUCUUUGAAUUUCACCCUGAUUGUUUCUUUGUGAAGGAUCGUUCAACCAGGGAAGUUCUGUAUAGAGGGCAGGCUUCGGGGGGUCUCUAUUCUUGGCCUGUUUCUCGUUCGAGUCCCGCUGCGGUAGUGGCUUUGCGUGUCUCCUCUGACGUUUGGCAUGGUCGGUUGGGUCACCCUCAUCCUCGUGUCUUGCGGCAGAUUUUGAAUUCGUGUUCCAUUGAUUCUAGUUUUAGUAAUAGUUCGAUGUCGUGUCGUGCUUGGGGAGAGUAUAAACGGUUGCACCAUACUUUCGUCUCUUUGGGUAUCAAUCAUAGGCAAUCUUGUGCCUAUACCCAUGAGCAGAAUGGUAGAGUUGAGCGUCAGCAUCGUCACGUUGUGGAAAUGGGUCUGGCUCUCUUGGCUCAGGCUUCGGUUCCACAGCGAUAUUGGGAUUAUGCCUUUGAGACUGCGGUCUAUCUCAUCAAUAAAAUGCCUACUCGAGUUCUAGACAAUGUCAGUCCUCAUUAUCGUUUGCAUCAUUCUAAUCCUUCUUAUUCCUUCUUGCGUGUGUUUGGCUAUCCUGCUACUAACAAGGUAUUCAUUUGUCGUCAUGUACGGUUUGAUGAGACCGUAUAUCCGUUUGCUUCUUCUAUGCCUUCUCAAGUCUCUAGCUCUCGCCCGGUUGAGCCGUGGGGUGUUGGUGCCGUUCGGGUUGGUGUUGGCUCCGAUGUUUGUCCCACUGGACCUGAUCCUCAUCCGGAGUUGGACGCGGAUUCCGGGGCUGCCGCAGCUGGUUCAGAUUCUCGCACCGUGACUGCUACGGCUCCGGAAGGGGCGGUCUCGGGUGCUCCUACUGCGCCCAAGCGAGGCCGCCGUACGGCGAAGCCUGUUCAGCCUCGGUCUCAUGUCAUGGCAACCUGUUCUCAAGGACCGACGCAGCAUGUGGCUCUUAUGAUUGUUCCUGAACCGACUUGUUAUUCUCAGGCAGUUCGAACGAAGCGUAAGGCCGAUGGCACGAUUGAGCGGCACAAGGCUCGAUUGGUCGCAAAGGGUUUCAAUCAAGUCGCUGGGCAAGACUUUUUUGAGACUUUUAGUCCUGUUGUCAAACCCACCACCGUGCGUCUUCUUCUCUCUUUAGCCGUUUCUCGCGGUUGGGUCAUUCGGCAGUUGGAUGUUCACAACGCCUUCCUCAAUGGUAAUCUUGCAGAGACAGUUUACAUGAGACAGCCGCCCGGUUAUGAAGUCCAGUCACGGCCGGAUGAUGUGUGUUUGUUACAGAGGUCACUCUAUGGUCUUAAGCAGGCUCCUCGAGCGUGGUUCAAUAGGUUGCAUGCUUUCUUGGUGUCGGUUGGUUUUUCACCCUCCAAGACUGAUGUUUCUUUAUUCAUCUAUACUCGUGCCUCUAUUUGUUUAUAUUUGUUUGUCUAUGUUGAUGAUAUCCUUGUUAUGGGAUCUGAUGCUUCGUGUGUUACUCGGCUUCUUACUGACUUAGCCUCGGAGUUUAAGAUUCGUGACAUGGGUGCUCCGUCUUUUUUUCUUGGCAUUGAGACGGUCUCCAAGGAUGGUGGUUUGUUUCUUUCUCAGCAGCGAUACAUGCGAGAUAUUUUGAGCCGUGCAGGUAUGGUGGACUGUAAACCGUUGGUUACUCCGAUUCCUGUGUCCCGUCCUUCUUCUGAUUCUGUGGUUCCCUAUGCGGAUCCCACGCAGUAUCGCAGUCUUGCUGGGGCUCUACAGUAUCUUACUGUUACUCGUCUGGAUCUCUCUUUUGCCGUGAAUCGGGUCUGUCAGCAUAUGCACUCUCCAACCACUGAGCAUUGGGCUAUGCUCAAGCGUGUUCUGCGGUAUGUAAAAGGAACUCUGCACUUUGGUCUUUUUAUUCAUCCUUCCUCCUCUGUUGCGGUUCAUGCCUUUUCGGAUUCGGACUGGGCUGGUGAUCCAGCUGACAGGAAGUUUACUAGUGGUUUUGCGGUUUUUCUUGGUGGCAAUCUGAUUUCCUGGUCUUGUCGGAAGCAACGCACGGUUGCUCGUUCGUCUACAGAGGCUGAAUACAAGGCUCUGGCUAAUGUCUCUGCGGAGGUCACCUAG
Molecule: messenger RNA, 3306 nt
Organism: Ipomoea nil (Japanese morning glory)
Lineage: Eukaryota; Viridiplantae; Streptophyta; Magnoliopsida; Solanales; Convolvulaceae
Exons: 4
Coding region: 1-3306 (1101 amino acids)
Molecular function (GO): nucleic acid binding
Source: RefSeq, a predicted model, not a curated record